This is a messenger RNA of Nicotiana attenuata, 1635 nucleotides long. RefSeq lists its product as uncharacterized. The record is from RefSeq and is a predicted model, not a curated record. The transcript has 5 exons. Lineage: Eukaryota; Viridiplantae; Streptophyta; Magnoliopsida; Solanales; Solanaceae. Bases 1 to 1635 code for a protein of 544 amino acids.
AUGAAAGACAGAGCAAGCAAGAAAAAUAUUACUACUCUAACAGCACUAAAAGGUGAGAUUCUGAUAGACUCUAAGAGUGUCAAGAGGGAGAUUGUUGAUUUCUAUAAGUCCCUUGUGGGAACUGCAGAUACAACUCUACCUGCAGUUAACAUGCAAAUUCUGAAAAAUGGACCCCAACUGAAGCAUCAACAAGCAGUGGAACUAGCCAAAGAUAUAUCCAAACAAGAAGUAGAUGAAUGUAUGCAGGCUAUUGGUAUGAUGCCUAAGGCCAUUAACUGUACUACAGUUACUCUAUUGCCUAAGAUCACCAAUCCUACUAAUAUCAAGGACUACAUACCUAUAUCUUGUUGUUCUGUGCUGUAUAAGAUCAUCUCCAAAAUCUUAGCAUCAAGAUUGCAGAAAGUAAUGGGGUACUUAAUUGAUAGUGCUCAGGUCAUGGAAGGUCUGGGUUUUCCUCAUAACUUCGAUCAGUGGGUGUCAUCCUGUAUUCAUAGUGGGGAUAAUCAAUCUGUGGCAAUGUUAAAGCACUGUUUUGAUCAGUUCUCUACAGCAUCUGGGUUAAAAGUUAAUCUAAACAAAAGUUCAGUCUAUUUUAGUGGAGUGUGCAAUAUGGAACAAGAACUUAUACUUCAGCAACUGGGGUAUGUACAAGGUGAACUACCAUUUAGGUAUUUGGGCGUCCCUCUUACUACCAAAAAGAUGAGAGUGAAACAAUGGCAGCCAUUGAUUGACAAGAUAGUAGCUAAAAUUUCAUCCUGGACUGCAAGGAAGUUGUCAUAUGCUGGUAGAGUUCAACUUAUUAGAACUGUAGUGUUUGGAGUGCAAUUUUACUGGUCUCAAAUAUUCUUGUUACCCUCCAAGAGUGCUGGAGGGCUAAACAUCCUGAACCUCAAAAGAUGGAACAAAGCAGCCAUUCUCAAAAUGCAAUGGGAUCUAGCAACAAAGGCAGACAGACUAUGGUUCAAAUGGGUCCAUAUGUACUAUAUAAAAGGGCACCCUUUAGCUAAUAUCAAUGUGCCUAAGCAAGCGAGUUGGAUGGUUCAAAAGAUCAUGACUGUUGCCGGCCCAAAGCCACAGCUGCAGGGAGAUAAAAGUAAAUGCAGUGUGAUCAAACAGUUGUACUUGCAACAACUGGGAUCAUUAGCUAAAGUCGAGUGGAAAGCUACCAUGUUCAAGAAUCUAGCUAGACCUAAAGUAAUGUUUGCUAUGUGGCUGAUCAUACAAGAAAGAAUGAUGACAAUUGACAGGCUGAUCAAGCGGAACAUAAAUGUGGAUCCAAUAUGUAUUUUUUGUGGAAUUCAUCCAGAGACUCAUGCCCAUCUAUUCUGCGAAUGUACUGUCACUACUGGAUUAUGGGCAGAAAUUUUCAAUUGGUUACAUAUCCAGAUGCAAAUAAAGACAUGGGAUCACCUAGUAUCCUGGUUUGUGGAGAAAACAAAGAAGAAAUUUGUUGAAGGGCAGCUAUUGCGACUGGUGUUAGCUGAAACUCUGUAUAGUAUAUGGACAAAAAGAAACCAUAGAAUAUUUGAUAAGGUAAAUAGAGAUAGUAAGAGUAUCAUUAGAGAGAUAGCAUACAUUUGUAAUAUACAGGCUGUAGGCAAGCUUAAAGAAGUUCAGCAGCACAAGCUUCUGUAG